This is a messenger RNA of Peronospora matthiolae, 2145 nucleotides long. The record is from the annotation of a GenBank genome assembly. Lineage: Eukaryota; Oomycota; Peronosporomycetes; Peronosporales; Peronosporaceae.
AUGACCGUGGCGCCACGACUGCGGAAGCCACGCGUGCUGGUAGUGGGCGGCGGCCCAGUGGGUCUGGCCACCGCCUACAUGCUGGAAAAGCUCUACGACGUUCCCACUCGUGUCAUCGAGCGACAGCGUCGGGCCACGGGUCACCCCCAAGCGCAUUUCCUGAACCUUCGCACGAUGGAGGUGCUCUACGCUACGAUGCCGGCGUUUCACGACCGCUUACUGGAUCAAGCAGCGCCAAGCGCCUUGUGGCGGGACUAUGUUUACUGCACAGGGAUGGGCCAAGAUCGAGAGAUUGCGCGCAUUGACCAGUUUGGACCCGGCAUUCCACGUGAUACCGUCCAGGAGGCAGUGGCUGCAGGUGAUAGUCUGCGCACGUCGCUGAAGGCACUGUCACCGACGCAGUUCCUGCAUUUCCCUCAAAACCGAUUCGAGAAGCUGUUGGACACCUUUUUGGCUGAAAAUGACGUGCAGAUUGAGCGUGGCGUUGAGCUAGAGAAGCUUGUCUUACCGUUUGAUGGUUCUGUCAUGCAGCAAGCUCAAGUGACUGUGACUCUCCGUCGUCUAGAUACGGACACACUCGAAGAAGAGUCGUACGACUAUGUCAUUGGAGCAGAUGGUGCCCAUAGCCUUGUGCGCCAGCUCUGUGGAAUCGACAUGGUGGGAUCGUGCAACCUGCAAAGUAUUGCCAAUGUGCACUUCACAAGCAAGGUGCUGUCGAAAGCUGCACGCGAGAAUCCGGCCAUGCUGUACUUUGUGUUCAACAAAGAUGUCGUUGGAAUUCUGAUCGCUCAUGACCUCAACCGAGGCGAGUGGGUCUUCCAGAUACCGUUUUUUCCACCUCAAGAAUCCAUUCCCUGGGACUUCUCCAUUGCCCAAUGCAAAGAAAUCAUCCGUUGUGUAUUGCCCAAAAACGUCAAGGUCAGCGAUAACGACAUCAACAUUCUAUCAGCUGGACAAUGGCGGAUGGGAGCUCGCGUAGCAAAGCAGUAUGAUGCUGGCAAACAGCGGGUUUUCCUCGUAGGUGAUGCAGCGCACCAGUUUCCACCGGCAGGGGGAUUCGGCAUGAACACCGGAUUGCAGGACGCGCACAAUUUGGUGUGGAAGCUAGCCCUCGCGAUUCAGAUGAACUCGGAGCAUUCUUCGGCUGGUCGUGUUGAUUCUCAAGCGCUGUUGCAAUCGUACGGCCGCGAGCGCCUGCAGAUUGCCAAAAUAAACACGCAAGUCAGUCUGAGAAAUGUGGCUCGGAUCAUGAAAAUCCCACAAGCACUACACGUAUCCCACGACCACGCCCAGAUGCUGGCAAAGUUCAUCAACUCUGCGCCGAUGCAACUUUUACCGCUGCGCGCUCAACGUGAAAUUGCGCAGCGGAUUAUGCGUGUUGGUAAGAUGCCACUUGGGCUUUUGGAUGAAGCUGAGGAUGUGGACGGACCGGGAAGUAUGCUCGGCAGUCGCAUGCGCGCCAGCGUGCAAGAUAUCGUGACGCAUCGUAAGUCAAUCGGAAUGUUGUUCUACCACUUCGAUAUCGGAUUUUCCUACGACGCUUGUUCGUGGGCGGCGCGUGCCAAGAGGCUUAUGGAAGAUACAGCGCUUGAUCAGUCCGCGGAAUUUCGUACCGAAAAUGGCGUCAAUGAUGAUACCACCUACAGUCCAACCGUUUGCGUGGGGGAGAGAUUCCCCCACUUUUGGUGCACUUGCAAUGGCGCCAAGGUUUCCACUCACGACAUGACGCGGCUAGCUAUGCAAGAGUCGAAAUCGGAUGAGGGCACUAAGAACGUGCAGUUUGUCCUUGUCGUUGGCGGACGUCAUGCUGCACAAGUCACCCAUUUAUGCUCGACUCCGACUGCACCGGAGGUGGCUAAACACGUAUCUCUUGUUAUUCUGCGGUCUUGUGCUGACGGCAACAGCGCACAAGUUGAUACUGCAAUUGCCAAGGCUCAGACAUCAUUGGCGUUCAACUCUGUGCUUUCGUUGCAAGUUGACCAAGAAACAAGCAACGAGACAUGGAAGAGAUUUGUAAACAAUAACGUUGCUGCUCUCGUUCGUCCAGACGGCCACGUCGGUGUUCUGUGGAAAGCUGGAGCAUCCGACCUCAUCACUCGUACAAUGCUCGUGCAGUCGACGCAGCAGGCUGUUGAGCUCAGCUGA